Messenger RNA from Paramuricea clavata, 309 nucleotides. Lineage: Eukaryota; Metazoa; Cnidaria; Anthozoa; Malacalcyonacea; Plexauridae. The record is from the annotation of a GenBank genome assembly.
AUGGGCUUGUUUCAAUACAAUCGAUUGGUGUUUGGUGUCACCUCAGCUUCCGCCAUUUGGCAGCGUACCAUGGAUCAGAUUCUGGAAGGAACUUCUGGUGUUAGUUGUAUCCUAGAUGAUAUGAUUGUGACGGGUAAAAGCGACGCAGAGCAUAUGGCUAACCUGGAGGAGGUCCUUCGACGGCUGCACCACCAUGGGUUAAGAGCCAAUAAAUCGAAGUGUGAGUUCUUCAAAGAAAAGAUCACGUUCUGUGGCCACGACAUUAAUAGUGAAGGCCUGCACAAGACCACCGACAAGACAGCUGCAAUG